UUGGGGAAAAAGCGCCCCGCUCCUUCCGUUCCGGCCGCCAUUCGGUCCCGCCUCCGACGCUCGCUCUUCUCGGGCUCCGGGCACGUCUGUGCGGCCGCGGAGCGACCUCGGGUGCCUCCGGGCGGGCAGGAGGCGGAGGAGAAGCAGGUGGAAGAGGAAGAGGAGGAGGAAGAGGCCGUCCGGCGGGGAAAAGGCGUCGUCGCCCCGCCUGCGCCCCGCCUGCCGCCCGCGCCACGUCUCGGAGGAGGAGGCAGGGCGCCUCGGGCCGAGCCGGGCAGCAGCUAGGCUAAUGAUCUCCAGAAAUUCUUCAGUUGUCCAUCAAGUGGGCUGGAACUAAACCAAAUUGCUUGCUGCAAAUAAAUUGGUGCAGAAGCCCUCAAGAUGCCCGGGCUCUCUUUUGGCUCCCAGCGGUGUUGAUGGAGUAAAAAACUGGACCCAGUAGGUGACUUGGAAAAUUCCACUGGGGAAAUAUUUCCCUUGGACCUUCACUUCUCCAGCCAUGGACUCUUCGGUGAUCAUUCAGGAAGCCAGCGAUGGCACCUCCAGCAGUUCUGAACAGCAACCAGACCUGGGGGCCAAAUCUAAGUGGACAAAGGAAGAUGUUAACUUGGUUAGUGUAAAUAACGGCCGAGGGUCAACCGAAGGGGACAUCUUAGCCCUCAAGAGCAGCCCAGAUCCUUGUGCGAACGGACCGACGUCUUAUGACCCCGAACAGCCCGUGACCUUUGGCCCCAUCAAAAGCUCCCGGGAGGAAGAAGCAGCUUCAGGUGUGCUUGGUGUCCAUGAGCACCUAGAGGCAUCUCAGGGCGGUAGUGAUGAGAGCUUAGCUCUUAGGAAGGACACCCUGCAGUCUCUCAAACUAAGCCUCCCUUUGCAAGAAACCAAACUGUGCUCAGCCGAUGCUCCUCUCCCACUGGAGAAGGAAGAAGAGAUCCGUCUUCAGGCCCGGAAGCGCCUGGAAGAACAGCUCAAGCAGUAUCGGGUCAAGAGGCAUCAAGAGAGACUGUUUACAGCUAAGAGCCGCCUCUCCAGCACCCUGGAUCCCGAGCUGAUGUUGCAUCCGGAGCUCUUACCAAGGGCCAGCCCCGUGGCGAUGACCAAAGAAUAUUCCUUUUUGAGAACCAGCAUCCCGCGAGGACCGAAAGUGGGGAGCUUGGGCCUCCCAGCUUCCUCGAAAGAGAAAAAAAGUUCCAAAUCUUCCAAAACAAGCCGGAUUCGUUCUCUGGCAGAUUAUCGAACGGAAAACCCCGACGGCAGCACUGGUGGGACCAUCCCGGUGGCCGAUUCAUGGGGCGGAUCGCUGAAAGCCAACUCAAACAGUCUGACCUCAGUUGUAUCUUCCGUCAGUCUGACCCCCGAUUCAGAUGACCGCCUGGAAGCUUCGUCCUUGGCGGGAGACAGCCUGUCGGAAAUGGACGGCAGCGAAGCAGGAAUGAGGCUGGACGGCAACGAAAGCGACAGCUCGACCUACAGCAGUGUGUCAGGAAGAGGCCCCACUUCCUCGAGCCCCAAAAGCCAGCAGGGUACGAUCUUCACCGUCAACGGGCAGAAGAUCCCGUUGGAUGCUGUUGGACAGUUUCCUUCCAUCAGGGAGGUCCUCCAGGCUGCGGCAACAGAGUAUCGGGCUCAGGAGCAGGAGGUCAAUGGGGAAGCCAGAAGCCGGCGGGACAGUAUUUCUAGCAGCAUAUCCAUGGAAAGUUCAGUCGCUGGGACCCACGAUGAGCUGCUUCAAGUCCUCAAAGAGAAGAUGAGGCUUGAAGGACAAUUGGAGGCUCUGUCAUUGGAAGCCAAUGAGGCCCUCAAAGAAAAAGCAGAAUUGCAAGCCCAACUGGCUGCGGUCCAGAUGAAACUCCAAACCCACAUGGAGCAUUCACAGACUAGCCAGCAGAAGCAGGACUCCCUGAAUUCAGAAGUGGCUACCUUGAAGCAGUCCUGCUGGGAACUGGAACGGGCCAUGGCUGAGCUACAGACCACGCUGGAGGCCAAGAACGCAGGCUUGAUGGCUUCUCAUAAUGACCUGCAGUUGGCAGAAGAACAGUACCAGAGGCUGAUGGGGAAGGUGGAAGACUUGCAGAAAAAUGUCCUUAGCAAGGAUAGCACGGUUCACGAUCUCCGGCAACAACUCUCCUCGUUACAAAGUCAGCUUCAGCAGGUCGAACUGGACCGCGCGUCCUUGACCGGUAAGCUGAAGUCCUCUCAGGCAGAGAUCUCGUCCCUGCAGAAAGUUCGGCACUGGUACCAACAACAGCUGGCGGUGGCUCAGCAGGCAAGGAUCCGUCUGCAGAGCGACAUGGCCAACGUAAAGGCCGGACACAUGACCCAAGUUGGUCUGCUGGAGCAUCUGAAGUUAGAGAAUGUAACCCUGUCUCAUCAAUUAACAGAGACUCAGCAUAGAUCGAUCAAAGAGAAGGAACGCAUAGCUGCACAGCUGCAAAAUAUUGAGGCUGACAUGUUAGACCAGGAAGCGGCCUUCCUGCAGAUCCAGGAGGCUAAGAGCAUGGUAGAAGAUGAUUUGCAGAGGAAACUGGAGGAGUUUGAGGAAGAGAAAGAACAACUUCAGAAGAUGGCUGAUUCGGCAGCAGGAUUGGAGCAGGAGCUGGAAAAGGUCAAAUUAACGCUUCAACAGCGAGACUUACAGGUGGAAAGCCUGCAGCAGGAACAGCUGGAUCUGAUGAAACAGUUGACCUCUGCCCAAGAGACAUUACAGACCCGAGACCAAACCUUGGGCGAGCUUCAGGUGCGCUAUGACGAACUGGAGGCCAGGUUAGCUGAGCUGCAAGGAGAGGCUGCCUCGAAGGACGACGCCCUCCGCUAUUUGCAGAACGAGAAGAUCGUUUUAGAAGUCGCCCUGCAGGUAGCAAAGACGGGACAGCAAGGACUUGAAGAGGACAUCCAGCAGUUAGGAGGCCACGCUGAGGUGGCCUCAGAUGUUUUGGAGCAGCUCAAGCAAGAAAUAGCCAUCAAAUCAAGUCAGGUGGAGAACCUGCAGCAGGAGAGUGCAAAUCUGAAGAAGCAAAGUCAGAAAGUGAAGGAACAGUAUCUUCAACAGAAGGUGAUGGUGGAAGCCUACCGCCGAGACGCGCUUUCCAAAGAUCAGCUGAUCAGUGAACUGAAGGCCACCAAGAAGAAGCUGGAUGCGGAAAUCAAAGAGUUGAAGCAGGAAUUCCUUCAGCUUCAGAGCGAGAAGAAAACCAUGGAGGUGGAGAAUUCCAAGCUAGUGAAGGAGCUGGUGCAGAUUCGGCAGCAGAUGGAGGAGCUGGAGAGCCAGCUUCAGGUGGCCCAGAAAGAACGGAAUGACAUGGAGACAGAGCUACAGUCUUUGCGGUUUGACCGAGGAGAGAUGUCGGCUCUUGUCAAAGUAAACGAAGACUUACAAAGACAAGUCGACGCAAUGCAACAAGAAACAAAGAUGGCCAUUACCGAACAGAAGCAGAAAAUGAAGAGGCUGGGUUCCGAUCUGAACACAGCCCAGAAGGAGAUAAAAGCCAAGCACAAAGCUUACGAGAAUGCCGUGGGGGUCCUUAGUCGGCGGCUGCAGGAGGCGCUUGCGGCCAAGGAGUCGUCUGAAGCGGAACUGAAUGAACUCAAGGCGCAGAUCUCCGAGAGUGAAAGCAACCAAGCCAGCCUAGAGAGGAUCCGGGUGCUGGAGGCAGAAGUGCAGUCUCUGAGCCACAGUAAGAUGGUCCUGGAGAAGGAGCUUCAAGAAGUCAUCUCUCUCACCAGCCAGGAACUGGAAGAAUACCGAGAGAAAGUCCUGGAGCUGGAAGACGAGCUUCAAGAAGCCAGAGGCUUCGGGAGGAAGAUCAAACGCCUGGAAGAUGCCAACAAGAAGCUCUCCCUCGAACUGGAACACGAGCGUGGAAAGCUCACUGGCCUUGGCCAGUCCAACGCAGCUCUGCGCGAGCACAACCGCAUCCUCGAAGCCGCUCUGGCCAAGAGAGAGGCAGAUUUGGUGCAGCUGAAUCUUCAGGUCCAGGCAGUCCUGAGGAGUAAGGAGGAGGAAGAUCAAAAGAUGAAGCAGCUGAUCCAGACUUUGCAAAUGGCUUUGGAGAAAGAGAGAGCAAAUGUCCUAAGCCUUAAGGAACAGGUUACAACGUCAAAAGCGGAGUCGGCACACAACCGUCGGCAUUACAAAGCUGCCGCCCUGGAACUUGGCGAGGUCAAGCGAGAGCUGCAAGGGAAAGAGGUUCUCAUCCAGGCCCUCCAGGCUGAAGUCGACAAGUUGCAGGCAGAAGACGGAGCGCGCUCCGAGGAAGUCUCUCAGAUCCAGCGAGACCUUGUAGACGCUCGGUCCCAGCUUCAGCUUUUGCAGAAGCAGCUGGACGACCAGCUUGGCAAGCAGCCCGCGGAAAAUCAAGAGCUGGAAGACCUCAGAUGGGAGGUUGAGCAGAAAGAGAGGGAGUUCCAAGCUCUGAAGCAACAGCUGGAUUUGACUGAGCAGCGCAGUCAGAAGGAGCUGGAAGGCGUGCAGCUAGUCCUCCAGAACCUCAAGAUGGAAUUGGAGAUGGUCCGGGACGAUUUGUCCCUCACCCAGAAAGAUAAGUUCACGUUGCAGGCAAAAAUGUCUGAACUGAAGAACAGCAUCAAGACCCUGCUCCAACAGAACCAACAGCUGAAGCUGGAUUUGAAACAGGGAAAAAUGAAAAAGAAAAAACUCAAGGGAGAGACCAGCUCAAAUCCGGUGACGCCAGUGAAGGUCCCUGAUUGUCCCGUCCCUGCUGCUUUGCUAGAAGAGCUACUGAAACCCCCAUCAGCUGUGAGUAAAGAGCCACUGAGGAACCUCAACAGCUGCCUCCAGCAACUCCGGCAAGAGAUGGACAGCCUGCAACGUCAAAUGGAAGAGCACACCGUAACGGUCCACGAAUCGAUGUCUUCCUGGACACAGAUCGAAGGCCAGUUAACGGACCUUAGUACUAAUCUCUCUGUAACUGUAUUAGCCAAUGAGAAUCUUCCUCACAGAGGCCUCCAGGAUCAAAAGCCAAGCACGGACAUCAAGGAAGAGUUGACCCAGUGAUUCCACCAAGGCCCACGGAUGUCCAUCAGAACUGCUUUAAGUGUGAUUGUUGUUCGUUUGUUUUUUUAAAAAAAGUAUUUAUCAAAACCCUAUUUAUAUUUUGUUCUUAAACAUUUUAGAGUCCUUAGUCUACGGUUCGUGUUAGUGAAGAGGGAGAAAAGAAUGGAAAGCUGUGGCUUGAUCAGACCUUUGUUCGUCCUGCUUGCGCAGAAGUAGAGAUGGGGGGGGGGGCUGGAGCAGAGGCAAAGGACCUCAAGGUUUGCUGUAUUAAAGCCUUUGAGAACGAAGUAUUCGAAUUAGGAUGGCCGCAGAGAGAAGAUAAAACAGGGUCCCUUUUAGUUUCCACUUUUUAAAAUUUGCUAAACUGGUUUGGUGACGGUUUUGGUCCGCUUCAGGCUUGGGAAUUCCAGGACCGUUCAUGGAUACUUUGGCAAAAUCCAGUAUUUUUGUUAUCACGUCUUUGAUCCGUGUUCCAGCAAAGCAAAGCAACUAAAUUGCUCAUCUCAAAACCAGUGAAGCCAUCUCCGAUGGCACCAAUUGAUUUGGCUCCCAAGAAAAUGAUUUUCCAGUAAACUAUUUGGAUUCCUCUCCUGACAGAUGCGGUUUGCACAAUUUUUGUUGUUGGUCUUUGCAGACAUCUGCAGUGCAGAGUUGUGUGUGUGUGAGACGUUGCUCUGUUCUGGAGCAUCUUUUAUAUAUAUGGAUUCUUCUGUAGAUGGCAAAUAACUUGGGUCGGUUUUUAUUUUUGUCUUAACUAAGGUGACUUGUUAAGUGUUGGUGUCUUGCAAAACAUGUCGUUACGGGCGAAAACCAGAGCUUUUUAGAUAAUUAAUUCACAUUUUGUAUCUUUUCAGAGAGAACUGUUCUAUUCUGCCUAUCAAAUCCUACUUUCUUAGCUUUAAUUCCAUCCCCUACCCCAUUUUUUUUUCCUCCCGAGACUUAACCAGAAGCCAGAAUUAUUAUUUUUUUGCAAAUGCAUCUUCAUUUAUAAUUAAUCGGUUGAAACAAUAGCCUUUUUUAAUUGUUUCUCAGCAACUGACAGCUCAGAGCUGUGUACUUUUCAUGCUGUGGGUUGAAUGAAGCACAGGAUUUUAACCUGGCCAAAUUGCACUGUAGGAUAACGUUAGGAAAUAAAAGGAAGAGUGAAUUGGAGGACAAAAAUGUAGGAGAUAUUGUGAUCUUGGCUGAAAGUUAUGGGUGCUUGGGGUGUAGAAUCAGGCGACGGAGUCCCAUACAAGACAGUUGUGAAAUCUGCAAUUAUGGGUCUCAUCCUGUCUUCAUGCACAUCACAUUAAGGGAGCAUAUUAGAUUGCCCCCCCAAAAUGCCAUCAAUCUAAUGUCCUCCAUCACCUAAUUCUGGUUGAGACUAUUUUAUGGACCUGAUUGAGGACUUUGAAUCUUUAAUGAGCUGCACAAAAUGCCAUCAAUCUAAUGUCCUCCAUCACCUAAUUCUUGGUGAGACUAUUUUAUGGACCUGAUUGAGGACUUUGAAUCUUUAAUGAGCUGCAUCCUAACUGAAGAUGAUCACAGCAUUUAACUGUCAUGGCGGGAGACCUCACAUGAAGAAAACAAGAAGGUAAAUAAUGCUUGGAGAACAAAGUGGAUAUAAAGGAAAUUCAGUGAAGGAAAACUGGGUCCCAGGGCUAAACCGAAGUCUAAUGUUUAGACAACUUCAUGGAUUAUUAAACUCUGUUAAACCUGAUGAAGGGAAUUUCGAAGCAGGAGUAACAGAUGGACCCAAUCUACAAAUUAAAUUUCUGACCAAAGAAAGCCCCCCAACUUUGAGCGGUAUGGAUUGAUUGAAUGCGGAAGGAUUAUUUUUCCCAAUAUUUGUAGAAAUGUCACUCUGAUUUUCCUGUUAAAGCCAAGACAUUUUUUCUCUAGGUAUUCUGCUUUUUCUUUCUUUCUUCAAAACAGACUUUAAAUGGACACUUUGAUUGUUCAACUCUUUUUUUUCCCCCAACCUGAUUUUUCAGUAUCUUUAUUAUUCUGAACGAUGAUUCUAAAAGUUCUGUGAAGCAUUUUUGGGUCCCCCCCCCAUCUAAUACAUGAAGGAAAGGUUCUCUUUAAAUGGAAAGCUUUUUAAAUUUGAGGGGAAGGUAUCUCAGUUAUGCUUAACUAUUUGAUAAGACUAACCCACUAAUAUCAAGAUACCAUCUUGAAGGCUUUAUGGGUCAAUUUAGAUAGGUGGUAACUUUUAUUAUAAAGUUGGUUUUAUACAGUAAAAUAGCAAUGGUUUUUUUGCUGCUCAUAUCUGUGAAGCUUAUGUAUCCACUAAUGUAAGCAAGAAAUACUUUAGUAUUUAAGCACCAAAGUUAAUAUUACAUAAUGAAUAAUAUACAUAUAUAUGUGAUCACUUCCCAAAUUUGCUGUUCCACUUAACUGUUUGCGUUUCACAGUGUUUGAUUUACCCAUGUAGGUUUUUCUGAGCGGCUUAUCAAUAGUCACAGCUGAAUGCAAUGUACAUAGUAUAAAAAUCAGAUUAUUAUUAUUUUUUUGUAUUCCUUCAACAAUUUGGGGGAGGUGAAAGGACAAGAACAGGGAGAAAACCCCAUUGUUGUAUUUUUACUAAAUGAAAAAAAUCCAUUUCUCCCGUUUCCCUUUUCCAGACCAUUUUAUUUAUAUUUCCCGUGACUUGUCAUUUUGACUAGGAAGAAAGUGGGUCGUUUAAGUCUGGGAAUCUCUGACCCAGCAAAUUUCCUCUCCGAAAACACUGUCAUAUUUUUAAAAAGUGCUGUCAUUUAAUUCAUGCUUCAAGGAACCAGGCUUGUGGAGCGUUCUCUGGCUGUACUUUCAGACGAGUCAAGAUCUAUAAGUGAGUCAGGCUGGUCCCUUUGGGCAUGUUUUUGUUUUGUUUUGUUUUUAAAAACUAUUCAAAAUAAAUAAUGGAGCCUUUAUGGUUACUGCAUUUUUUUUUAAAAUGUCUGUUUAUUCAUCCCUGGAAGGUAACAGCUAGAUGUGACGGUUUUCAGUGUUUUUCUGUAUCUUAGCAGAGGAUUGCUCUGAAGGCUUAAACCUGUCAGUGUUCACAGCAAUUUUCUGCAGUGCAAACCAUAUGGUGAAUGUUAGUUCACCUUACAAUGAAUUAUUUGGCGAUUUUUGUACUCUGUGAACUUUUCCUUCUGCAUCGUCAAUUUCAUUCUCCAGUCCAGCAGUGGUUGUCUCAUUCUAACAGGGAAAAACAAUUAUUCUUGAAAGAAAAAUAUUUUUUAGAGAGAACCAGAGUUUGGGAAAACUGGUUCUUCUCUAUAUCAAAAUUGUAAAAAAAUUUUUUGGAUAAGCAGCUGUACUAAGUAGCAAGCGAGCACUGAUGCCAGGUAUCAUCUUUACAAACCAAAUUAUAUCACUGACUUUUCGAGUGACAGAUACGUAAUAAAAGUAGAAAGUUGCUUUAAUUUAGAAAGUGAUUUCUGGUCCCAUUUAUAAUGAGGACCUAUUUUAAAGUAGUGCUUUUCUCCCCCUUGCUUGAAAAUGCAGAAUGCUUACCCUCGGAGACGGGAAAAAUUUUAGAUUCUUAGCCACGCAGAGUAUUCUUUCCGCUUUCCAAAAAGAGCAUCUUAUGCAUAUCAUUUUCUCAGAUUUUUCUUGUUCCCAGCAAAUGUUUGUCUGAUUCUAUUUAAUGGGGGGGGGGGGGAGAAAUGUCGUCCUCAUAACAUGUUUGAAUGAGUGUUCCAAAGGAAGAGUUAGAUGUGUUUGAUUAAAGAUUAAUAAUUGUGCUUUUAAAGAAACAGGGCAUGUUAAUUUAAGAAAAAUCUAAGAUACGCUAAACAUUCUUGAAAGGUUUUGUGCAAUAAACUAUUUUCAUUAAAAAAA
Crotalus tigris (Tiger rattlesnake) is the source of this 8827-nucleotide messenger RNA. It is a transcript of the gene GOLGA3, whose product is annotated as golgin A3. The transcript has 24 exons. Bases 500 to 5014 code for a protein of 1504 amino acids. The record is from RefSeq and is a predicted model, not a curated record. Lineage: Eukaryota; Metazoa; Chordata; Lepidosauria; Squamata; Viperidae.